Messenger RNA from Suillus fuscotomentosus, 936 nucleotides. RefSeq lists its product as uncharacterized. The record is from RefSeq and is a predicted model, not a curated record. The transcript has 2 exons. Lineage: Eukaryota; Fungi; Basidiomycota; Agaricomycetes; Boletales; Suillaceae. The coding region runs from base 1 to 936 and encodes 311 amino acids.
AUGAACAGCAUCAAUUUCUCAUCUGGUUUCUUCCUGAAUCUCAUUGCCGGUCCGGAUCCCUCCUUCGUGCCUUUUGCCCCAGUAAAACCCAUCCCUCGGCUGCGGACAAAAUGCUGUGACAUCUCGAUAAACUCGAUGCACAAACAGCCUACCCAGUUACGCGAAUAUCACUUUCAUGCAUUCUUCAACUGUUCUUGGAUGUCUCGUCCUUGCUCUCGUGUUAUCAAGUUUAACCCGGACGCACCUAUAGAGUGUCAAAAGGCCACGCCACCUACACCCGCGCGUCCUCGUAUUAGCGCCAAAGUGCCCGCCGUGCAUGAGAUACAUGAUGCUGCUGCUAAAUCAGUACGGUCCCGACACUCACACAAACCUUGGAAAAAUAUCGCCAUAACCGAAUACGAUGACGCGGAGUUCGAGGAACUGCAAGCACGGUUGGUGUUUACCUGGCCGCCCGAUUUGGCAGCCUACCGAAGAGAGGUCGAGGAGAGGGGCUGGGGUGAGGCAGCAGAGUAUGCUGAUGAAAAUAUUGUCCCUGGUGCCAUCUAUGACGCUUCACCGAUAGAGUCGGGAAGCACAGACAGUUCCAUGAUCUUGACGCCGACUCGAGAAGAUUAUGAUAUUCAAACAGCCUGCACACCGCCGGCUAUUCUGCACGAGGGGCUCGUAGAGCCUGAAGUUAAGGCUGGCGUUCUCGAGAAGGCAGUGGGGCUUCAGCGAUUGAGACGCAAAGCACCACCUCCACUCAGUCUUGAUAUUAAGAAAAAACAGCAUUUCAUCGACGAGAUUGGAUGCACCCUGCUGAUCGGCGAUGGUGAGCGUACUGCACGGGAGAUACUGAUGCUAAGCCCGCUGACGGCAGCGAUGAACAUCACUAGCAAGUUAUCUGCAGGGCUCCUCCUCAAUAUUCAUACCUUUUCCGAUGGACUAUUAUUCUGA